GCGCUCACUCUCGGCUUCAGAGGGGAAACCGGGGGCGCGCGCAGGGACCGCAUAAAAAAACGAGCAGGGACGGUGAACACCGUGGUGCGUUUGCGGUCGUCGUGCGCCCGCAAAAAGACCACUGUUGACGAAGAACGGAGGACCGGCGAUUCCAGAGAGAAGGCGUCGACUCGGCGUUUACAGCAGGUCGAAGCGGAGGGGGAUUAUCCUGGUGAGGCGCGAGCCGCGGAGAGGCUGGAAACGGAGCACCGAUCCCGGAUGGCUAGGCGCGGCUGCUCCCGCUCUCUCCCACCCUGAUUCGGACGAGAGACACACGGAGCCCAAAGAGGCACCGGGGCUUCACUCAACGAGACGAGAACAUCUGCGUUGUUUCCUCGGCCUGGCCUCAUCGGGAGAUCUUGUCUGCGGCAGUAAACAAUCAGAGGUGGGAGAGUGUUGAGCGGCUCACAUCUGCAAUAUCGCAGCAGACGGACGGAGUGUGGACAUAACAGUGCUGUGACAUGGCUGGACUGGACUGAGCUCAGGCUGCAUUAUGGGAUGUAGCGGGACUGUGCAGUGACCCCUCUCAUUGCCAGAAAACACGAGCUGAACGACACACACACGCACGCACACGCACGCACACACAUCCCUGCAGUCAUGCCUGUCUUCAGUGGCCUUCUGAAGGUGCGAGUGUGUGAGGCUGUGGACCUGAAGCCCACCCCCUGGGCCUUACGUCACGCCGUUGGGAAGAGUGGCUCCUUCCUGCUGGACCCCUAUCUAGCCCUGAAUCUGGACCAGACCAGACUAGGCCAGACCGCCACUCGAACCAAGACCAAUAGCCCUGCUUGGCACCAGGAGUUUUGCACCGAGGUUCGAGAGGGUCGGAGUCUAGAACUGUCUGUCUUUCACGAUGCCCCUAUAGGAUACGACGAUUUUGUGGCCAACUGCACCAUCCAGCUGGAGGAUCUGCUGCAGAAUGGAACCAGGCACUAUGAAGACUGGAUUGACCUGGAACCAGAAGGAAAAGUGUACGUGGUCAUCGAUUUGUCUGGCUCUUCCACUGAGGCCUCAGGAACUAACGAAAAUGAGGAGCGUGUGUUUCGUGAGAGGAUCGGCCCGCGGCGGCGACAGGGUGCUGUCCGAAGACGUGUCCAUCAGGUCAACGGACACAAGUUCAUGGCUACCUACCUGAGACAGCCGACCUACUGCUCACACUGCAGAGAUUUUAUCUGGGGCGUGCUGGGUAAACAGGGAUACCAGUGUCAGGUUUGCACUUGUGUCGUCCACAAGCGCUGUCAUGAGCUCAUCAUCACCAAGUGUGCCGGGAUGAAGAAGCAGGAAGACACACCAGAGGAGGUGGGAUCCCAGCGAUUCAGUGUCAACAUGCCCCACAAAUUCAGCAUCCACAACUACAAGGUGCCCACGUUCUGUGACCACUGUGGCUCCCUUCUGUGGGGUCUCAUGCGACAAGGCCUCCAGUGUAAAGUGUGUAAGAUGAAUGUGCACAGGAGGUGUGAGAGCAAUGUAGCGCCUAACUGUGGCGUCGAUGCCAGAGGAAUCGCGAAGGUGCUCUCUGACCUGGGAGUAACACCUGACAAGAUCUCCAACACUGCUCAGCGCAGAAGGAAGUUGACUCCAGGGCAGGACCCUCCCCAGUCUCCUCCUGAGCUCUCCCUCUCUGAGGAGAACAGCUUCAGCCCACCAGCCAUGCCCACCUCCCCCUCACAGCAGGACUUGGCAGAGCUAGAUCGACUGCAGGACAGACUGUCACUGGACACGCAGGGACCCCAACUCCCCUCCUCAUCAUCCUCCACUACCUCCUCUUCCUCCUCGACAGGAGGGAAGGAGAACGGACAGAGCCAGAAGAGGAGCCUCAACGAUUUCAACUUGAUAAAAGUUCUUGGCAAAGGCAGCUUUGGCAAGGUGAUGCUGGCUGAGCUGAAGGGCACAGAAGAGGUUUAUGCCAUUAAAGUGUUAAAGAAAGAUGUGAUCCUGCAAGAUGAUGACGUGGACUGCACCAUGACUGAGAAGCGGAUCCUAGCCUUGGCCCGCAAACACCCCUACCUCACCCAGCUGUACUGCUGCUUCCAGACACGUGACCGAUUGUUCUUUGUCAUGGAGUAUGUGAACGGAGGAGACCUGAUGUUCCAGAUUCAGCGAUCCAGGAAGUUUGAUGAGCCUCGCUCACGGUUCUACGCUGCCGAAGUCACCUCUGCCCUUAUGUUUUUGCACCGUAAUGGAGUCAUUUACAGGGAUCUGAAGCUGGACAACAUCUUACUGGAUGCUGAAGGCCACUGCAAACUAGCUGACUUUGGCAUGUGCAAGGAAGGAAUUAUGAAUGGAGUAACCACCACCACCUUCUGCGGAACACCCGACUACAUUGCUCCUGAGAUCCUACAGGAGCUGGAGUACGGCGCUUCAGUGGACUGGUGGGCUCUGGGGGUCCUGAUGUACGAGAUGAUGGCUGGUCAGCCACCGUUUGAAGCCGACAAUGAGGACGACCUUUUUGAGUCCAUUCUUCACGAUGACGUCCUCUACCCAGUGUGGCUCAGCAAGGAGGCCGUUUCUAUCUUGAGAGCGUUCAUGACCAAGAACCCAGCCAAGCGACUGGGCUGCGUGGUGAGUCAGGGCUGUGAGGAAGCCAUCAAGAGCCAUCCCUUCUUCAGAGAGAUCGACUGGGUGUUACUGGAGCAGAGGAAAGUCAAGCCGCCGUUCAAGCCUCGAAUUAAAACCAAGCGAGAUGUGAAUAACUUUGACCAGGACUUCACCAAGGAGGACCCUGUGUUGACCCCAACGGACGAAGCAAUCAUCAGACAGAUCAAUCAGGAGGAGUUCAAGGACUUCUCCUACUGCGCCCCUGAAGAGACUCAGACCUAACACACACACGCUAACAUACUUGUAUCUCUAUCCUUUUGAGGACCUCUCGUUGACAUAAUGCUUUCCCCGGCUGCUCUCUAUAACUUAACUUAACCAUCCAAAGCAAAUGGCUAACCAUAACCAGGACUUUAAUGACGCAGUUAUUUUGACGUUUUCACCCUCAAAACUCGUGGACUGGCCAAAAUGUCUGCACAAAGCAAAAUGUCCUCAUAAGAUCAGUGUCUUGUCAAAGAUUGGUCCACACAAGAAUAUUAAUACAUGUACACAUACACUGUCCCGACACGACACACCUUACACAAAACAAGGCACAUUGCUCACGACACUCUUGAAAUCCCUUUAGUCACACACACACACAUACACGCAGCUACCUACACAGUUACAUACGCACACUAGCCACUCCUUUACUUUGAAGCUAUUGGUUGUUGUUACCCUUGAAAUAUUAUUUACUUGCAUUGUAUUGUUGUUGCCUGGAUUUCUUAUGACUCUGAAUUCUGCACAUGCUAGCACACUUUACCAUCACCACACACACAAACAGAACAGCCCCGAAACCCCCUUACUCACGCUCACAUACACACACAAACACACUACACGAUCCAUCUUCCCAACACCCUCAAGGACUUUGGGCCGCAGAGCCUUGUAUAUAGCUUUCGUCGAGUGGCUGUGCUGUGUUGGUAUUGUCCGCUACUUACAGAGAGUUGUGACGCAUGGACAAACAACCUACUCGUGUUUUACUGUCUGGAUUGUGGACCCCCUGGGGCCAUACACCCUUUGUGCAAUACCCUGACAAUACCUAUGUUUUGUUUUUUACUUUUUUUGCUUGUAUUGUCCUCGUAUGAUUGGAAGCGUGUUCCGAGUGUCAUCUGCUGAUUCAGUAUUUGGGGAUCAGUCUAGAAAAAUGUCUUCAAGAAUCACGUACCGUAACGCAAAAAAAUACAACGACAGGAAUAUAUGGUUGCUUAGCAAGAAUCUAAGCAAGGUCAAAAGAGUGGGAGUGUCUGAGAAUUCCGUAGGAUCCAGAACUAUGGUACUCUGCGUAUGUGACACAGAACGUGACACCCAAGAUCAGAGGAUGUACUUGUCCUUCCCGCCAUCUGUUUAUCGCCCCACCUCUGACACCAUUUGUAGCAGAGUGGAACACUUGUUGGUCAACCCUGUUCACACAACACCAAAGAUCAUCGGCGUUGUGAUGGUCCUUUGCCGUAUUGAAACCACGAGGAGACAUCUUUACUUGAACUCACCAUUAAAACGCAUGUGCAUUGUUGCUGAACUGUCUUCUAACCAUUCUUCCAGGACCGUGCUCAGUCUUUUGCCAGAAAAAAAACAUUUUUCAUCACACAAAGAAAACAGCCACAAGUAAAACCUUUCCCCACAUACUAGCUUUUGUAGUGUGUGUAGUCUGAUUUAUCAGACUACCCCAUGUCUUGUCUAGUACUUUGUAGUACUGACUAUCAGUCGGUACUAUAACAGUCUUCACUGUAGCAAUUUAUUAGUUUUCUGUCCCUUAGUCCUCGUGUGCCUGCGUCAUGUGGGCAUACGAGGGAUGAGGGUCACCAACCCCUGACCCUAUGUUGCUGGGUGAGGAGCCCUGGACCACACCGCAAAUCACUCCUAGGUACAUUUUAGAGUCAUCAUUUACACUGCAUGUUAUUGGAGUGCGGCAGGAGACCCAUACUGACAGAAGGAGAAUAUACAAACCCCCAUCACUGCCAAUAUUUAAGUGACGUUUCUGUAACAAACUCAAAACAGUUGAGCCAAUGCAUUGUUCCUUGUUUUUUGCAUUGAGGUACUAGAUUGUUCGAUGACAUUUUGAUCCAGCGAAUGGACAUGACACGUGCGUGAACAUGGCGCCCCCGUCUUCUGUGUGUGUGUGUGUGUGUGUGUGUGUCCAGUGAAUGUUAAGCUUACAGGCUAGUGAACUAAUUAUGUGGAGCGGAGUGUUACACGGCGACCCGUGUAGCAGUUUUCAUCCAUCUGCUAGUUUCUGUCCGGGCGAAUGUGCGGCCUGAGUGUUUUUGUUUAAUGUCCAGAAUGUACCUUUUAGCGUGAGAAUGUAUUCAUCGUUGUCAUUGUUGUGUGACUCAUUGUCUUGACCAUUUCUGUUUCUAUAGUUACCGCCAGUGUUGAACCUCUUCAAACGCCAGUUCUCCUCCCAGCUGUCGCUCAGCCCACUGCUCGCUUUCUUUCUCUUUUAUUUUGGGGUCCAGAAUGGCUUUCUUUCGUAUUGCUAUUUUUUAUGAUAAAUAUUAUUAUUAUUAUUAUUGUAAGCAGUAUCUGGAGGAAAUCUUUGUGUAUAAUACUAUAGCUAUACAAUGAAACAUCUGUUACAGCCAGGUGAGGAGAUAUGAGGAGAACCAGCAGCUGAAUUACCUCUCAUUUCAAAGACACACGUUCAAAACAUUCUCUCUGGAAAUUGCCUGCUCUCAUUGGACACGUACAUACACACCCUGACACACACAUGCAUACACGCCUACAGAGAGAGAGAAAGACAGGUGUGUGUUGUGUAUAGUGUUUCAAAGACGAGCUGGUUGCUCUGUGUGCUAUACGUCAGUGUGUAGUGAAGCUUCGUGCACCCAGGGAUAGGGCUGUUCCUGGUCACACUAUCUUACUCUGUGCCAAACAUGUAGUGCAACAGCCAGGCUAGUCCUGUCUGCUCUGAUUCCAAUAAAACACUGAGCUGUCAACGUU
Messenger RNA from Synchiropus splendidus (mandarinfish), 5541 nucleotides. It is a transcript of the gene prkcea, whose product is annotated as protein kinase C, epsilon a. Gene Ontology annotation, biological process: protein phosphorylation. The record is from RefSeq and is a predicted model, not a curated record. The transcript is spliced from 15 exons. The coding region runs from base 637 to 2856 and encodes 739 amino acids. Gene Ontology annotation, molecular function: diacylglycerol-dependent serine/threonine kinase activity; ATP binding. Lineage: Eukaryota; Metazoa; Chordata; Actinopteri; Syngnathiformes; Callionymidae.